GAAGUCGCAGCAAGCCGAACCGGUUGUCAUAUGUUUGGUGUGUUGUUCCCGGUUGGUUUACGGCGACCGGUUCGUGAUAGUAUGUGUCGUCAUAUCGACCACGACCACGGCUUAUGAAUGGGUUCCUUUGGGGAGGGAGAUUGUGAGACGCAUGGCGGUGUAAGUUGAAUUGCCAACGGCGACUACAGUUCCAAAUAGUUUCUGCAAAUAGUGAGGAAGGCCUGCUAUGAGCAUUGAUUUGUGCGGUCAUUCGGCUCAGGAGAAAGAGUGGGAUAUCGAUUCGCUCGACGAUUGAAGAUCUGUUAGAUCCAUUAAAAGUGUAUGUGCCCUCUUUGGAUAGUGUCAUUGCACAAGAAGGAAUAGUGAGGGGUACAAAGUCGUGUCACGGUGCGGCGGUGGGACGAAGGACAGACAGACAAGCGAAAACAGAAGAAGAAUUUGCUGUUGGAGUUGCUGCGGACUGCGGAGAAGCAAUAAGUUACGGAGCAUAAAAGUUUUCGUGGCUGCCCAAGUGGAACACAUGAGAGCGAGCGGCAGCGUUCAGUGUGUAUGAAAAGUUACGAAAUCGCAUCGAGUCGCCUUGGCGAAUGAAAAGCUAAGCAAAACACAUUGGCGCAAAAUAAAAAAAAAACGCAAAAGCGCAACCAACUCAAGGUUGUUUGGAGGAAAACAAAUAGCCGGAGAAAAAACGAAGAAAAAUUCCGCGAAAAAGUUGGUACGAAAAGCAUAAACAGAUAGCGUGAAGAGCUGAAGCUGAUCAACCGAAAAAGAAGCGAAUAAACGAUUCUGCUGGCGGAUAAGCAAGCAAUGGAAAAAGUGCAAACGUGAGUGAGUGAGUGACGUGUGCGGUUGCGGUGAGACGCUACACAAUCAAGUAGGCGCGCAGAUUCAACACACCGCCAGACAGGGCAAACACGAAUAAGGAAACGUGCUGCUGUGCUGCCUGCGGUUGAUCUUCGGAGUGAGCGUCGUGAAGUGGAAAAUCGAGAUCUAGUGUGCGUGAUUGCAAAAAUAAAAUAACGCAAAUAAGAAAAAGAAGCCAUCAAAAACGGGUGUAUUACGUUACGAAGACGAGACGCGGGUGUUGGCGGAGUCAAAGUUGGAUUAAUUUUCUUCUGUUUGCGGUAUUCAUUCGCUCCAGCUGGUUUGAGUAGUGGCGUCGCCAUUUACCUUACGUGUUUGCAGCAGCCAGGCCGGCAGAAUCUACAGCCGUUCGCAGAUCACGUUGCAAACCACGUCCUACCAACCGAAGAUUUAUGAAAGCAAUCCAGUGGCAAGCAUCCACGAAAGACGCCAGUGCUCGAGACCACGAAAGCAAAGCUGGAAAAUUCUACGCCGAGUUUUUUUUUUCUCUGCUGCUGACGAUGCUCGGUCGAGAUUGUAGCUAGCUAGAUUCUCGUGGCAACCUCCACCGGUUCCAACCGUUUGGCGCGGAAAGUGCACUCGAUUACUAAAGCUAGCGAAAAAAUAAUUGCUCCGCUGAAAGUGAGAACAACGUGAGAAUUGCAUUUGGCAACAGUGGGCGGGAGCAUAGAAGAAAAAAAACGAGCUGGUGAUCGACGAGAAAAAUUCCCAUAUAAUUUUGCAACCACACUGUGUCGGGUGUCGGUUUAUGCCAGAGGGUGGGGAGGGAAAAUAAUGGCAUAAAAAUUGUAUCACUGAGCAGUCGAAAACCCGCACGAUGUACGAUUGUUGCUUCCUGUUGGGGAAUGGAUGGGCCUGGAUUCCGGAGGAGAAGAUCAAGCUUCAGCUUACGCAAUUGUGUCUCGCGUGCUAGAAAGAAAAAAAGUGAGUGGGCCCAGUUCGGGAAAGGAAGCCACUAUUUGUGUUAGAUAAUUCAGCUGCCGGUAUUCAUCAUCAAUCUCGUGAUCGUCACACAAUAGAUGAAAGUGAAAUCUGGGAAAAUUUUCGAAGCCAAGCCUCCCCCAUUCCAUGAUUAGUGCUGUGUGACGCAUACAAAGGGAACUCAGCAGCUGGGAAUGGAGUGACGGAAGUGACGGGAGAAGUGUUUGUGGAGAGAAGAGUUAGCUAAGAAGCUACUUGCCAUUGUGAAUGGAAGGAAAAAAUGUGUGGGUGAGCGGUGGUGUGGAAAAGUAAUUAUCGAGAUAAUAUGCAUUUUGCACAUUGUCCAAGUGAAGCCGCUGCUUUUGGUGUGAAAAAUUGGAGCAAUUAUUGUUGUCUCGCCGAGUGACUUAACAGCAAGCGCCGUCGUCGACUUCCUGCGGCGACUAGCAUUGAAUCAGAUUUCACACGACGUUGCCAUUGAGUGAGUUACGAUGCUUCUACAGCCUGAGCCUACGCUCAGUGCUGACCAGCCAUCCCAGCAGCAGCCUCAACCACCCUCGCAACUUCCUCUUCCUCCUCCAACGACGACGACGACAACUUCGACUGCUCAGCAGGUUCAACUUCCGGUGAAUUUGCUCUCCAGUCAGCAGCCCUCGUCGCUGACUUCGUCGUCCAGUGCGUCGUCAACGCCUCCGAUUCGGGACCCCAGUCGGUAUCUGGAAUCGCUGCAGGAAACGCUGAAGGAGGGCUGGACGGUUCACACGGCCAAGGAUGGACGGCUGUACUAUUGCAACCACGUAACCCGCACUGCAGGAUGGUUGCCACCGAUCGAAAAUUGGGUCCAAUCGAACGACCUGUCCUACGGCUGGGAAAAAGCGGUCGACCCCAAAGGGCAUCCCUACUAUAUCAACCAUCUGAACAAAACCACCACCUACGAGGAACCGGAGCGCUACCACUACAAUGAGUCGCCACCGGAACCGCGUCUGGUGGUUCUGCAUCGGAGUCCCACGCUGGGCUUCGGCUUCGUGGCCGGAAGCGAGAAACCUGUGAUUGUGCGGUUCGUGACCGAGGGCGGACCAAGUGUAAAUAAGCUGGAACCGGGUGACCAAAUAUUAGCUGUAAACGGCGAGGACGUCAAGGACGCACCCCGCGACCAUGUGAUACAAUUAGUUAGAAAUUGCGAAAAUUCCGUAACGCUGCUGGUGUGCCAACCGCAGCUCUAUAAUGCCGUCGGCCGGAAGUCAACCCUGCUGUCGGCCGGGAAGAAGGCCAAGCUGAAAUCACGCCCCACCCGAGUGCGGUUCGCCGAGAGCGUGUGCGUUAAUGGGGCGCCAUUAUUUCCGCCAUCUGCAUUCUCCUUGGGGGACCUUUGCGUACCACCAAUGGCAAACGUGCUCAAAGUUUUCCUGGAGAAUGGUCAAACCAAAUCCUUCAAGUACGAUUCGACCACAACCGUACAGGAUGUCGUCACAUCACUACGUGAUAAACUUUGCCUAACCGCUAGCGAGCAUUUCAGUCUGGUACUGGAGCACGUCAAGAGCUUGAAACGGAACAAGUUGACCCUGCUGGACCCACAGGAAACCGUUGCCAGGAUAGCGGCCCGGCCCGGUGCCCACAAGCUGCGCUGUCUGUUCCGGGUUACGUUCGUGCCAGUUUCGGCCGCCGCCUUGGCCCAGAAGGAUCUGAACGCGCUGGACUAUCUGUUUCUCCAGUGCUGCAACGACGUGACGCAGGAACGGUUCGCGCCGGAACUGCAACCGGAGGUGGCGCUUCGGCUGGCGGCGCUCCACAUGCAUCAGCACGCUCUGGCCAACAACAUUUCGCCCGCCAAGCUAACGGUGAAAACUGUAGAACGAGAGUUUGGACUGGAUCGCUUUGUGCCUGCUUCCUUGAUCGAUGGAAUGAAACGCAAGGAACUCCGCCGUCUGUUGGGACAUUUUCUCAAGCUCAACUCCCAGAUGACGGGCUCUUCGACGAAGAUGUUAACGCAAUUACAGGCGAAAAUUCAUUAUCUGGAUAUAAUCUCCGGGCUGCCGAGUUACGGUGCGAAAUGUUUCAGUACCAACCAGCGAGAUGGCGUUGAGCGGGUCCUGCUGGUUAGCCCUCGCUUCGGGCUCAGCCAGAUUGCCGGCGUGCGGAAUACGGUGCCGCAACCGAUUUGCAAUCUGGAGGAUCUGACCCGCGUUGUGGUGACCCGAGAUGACGACGUCUCCAACACGGUAACCGUGUUCAUAAAUCCCGACCGAGUGAUCAACUUCUCGAUGGAAGAUAGAGACGCCUGUGAAUUUGCCAUCGUUCUCGCCGGGUACUAUCGACUAAUGGCCGGCAAAGAACUCACACUGGAGCAGGAAAGGGAGACCACGGUGGAAGAUCUGGCACCGCCCUAUCUUUCGCAGCACACGGUACUGCACGCUAGCUGGAGUUAUCUUCCGUCGGAGAAGCAAACCCACAGUAUGGCCUUCCUGAUGCCGCCGCCAUAUCAUUCAACCAAGACGGUGUACAUUCCGUCGAAAUCGGAAUCUGAUUGCGACCGGAACAUGAACAACACCCUCACGUCGAACAAGAACCUGAAGUUGGGCGGUCACGACGAGUAUGGUUUCGAGUUGCGCCAUCCGCGAGUAUCUAGGGACGGGUUGGAGCAUGGAGCUGGUGGAGGUUCCAUGAAGCAUAAUAUGUCCGAGGCACGCAAUGAGGAAGUUUUGCGAAGAGUGGCCGAAAUGCAGAAAAUGGUGGAGAGUUCGGAACGAUAUCUCAAUGAGCACGGAGAAUACUGUCACGAGUUUGACGUACGGCCUGGCAAGUUGAACCUUUGGCGCGAGACUUCCGUUGACGUUGAAAGUGACUGCGAAAGCUUAAACAGCAGUAAGCAGUCCUCUAAUGAAGAUGCCCCAGGAGUACUUCGACACAGUGACUCGCUCACUCUGCUCUCCGAAACGAUCAACCAAGGCCUGGAUGGCAUUGCCAAAGGUCUUAACUCAAUCUACACUGCACCAUUCAGUGAAGUUAAUGGCCGGCUGGACAAUAACUCAGCGCAGAGUACUCCUAAAACUCAACGGAAAGUUCAAGGCCUCAGUCAAAUCCUCAGCGACCUGCAAGCACUUGGAAACGACCUAUCGCAAAGUGAGAGCGACUCGGAGUCGUUGUACACACCGAACAGUUCACCGAUUCACAAUAAAAAUGCAAACCAGAUGCCUCAAACUAGCCUAAGAAAUAAGACUCUCCGAACAAGUUUCGGUCUUCACAGCCCGGACAGUUCAGUUCUCGGUUGUGAAACAAAGGAUAUGAAUCUGAAGGAGUAUCUACGUCAACUAAAGGAGGCGAGUAGUGGUGACAGUGCGGGAAACACGGAUCUAGCUGCUAAGAAGAUUGCAGAGCUGUACGGAUACGAAAUCGGCGAGGAAACAAUUAUUGAAACUGAUCCAGAUAUUAUUGAUCUUCGCUCGAUUCCUCCUCCACAAACUCCAGACGAGUUGGAUAACCUGAACGUGUUAAACGUGCCUCCAACAGGAUUUGAUGACGGUUCAACCUCAGUCCCAGCAGCACAGGACACAUCCAAUGUUGACACCGUUGUAGGUGAUCUCGAAGAGUUCCUCAAAAAGGUAACCAUAGAACCCCCUACGCAAAAGAUAACUCCAGCCGUAGAGUUGACCCCCGAGGAGAUCCUGUCUUACAUCAUUCCUCCUCCGCCGGGCCUAGCCGAUUCCGAACCAGGCACGAAUCAAACCAAACCAUCAGCACUGAAAACCAACCCUUCCAGCCUCCAUCAAAUUGCAAACAACAAUACUACCAAUGCCAAGAACCUCAACCACGUCGAACAGCCAGUUCCAAGGCCUAGAAUCAACACCGAGACCAACUCAAUCAAUCUGCUGGCCAAGUACGACAAAUCCCGAUUUGAAGUCUACUAUCCUCCAGAGAUGCGAGAAGAAAAGUCCACCGAGUACGACCUGUAUAGCAACAGCGAGGCGGCUAACGCCAACAAUUCAACCAUUCAAUCCGAGAAAACCAAUGGUCACGUUAUAGAAUAUCCAACCGUAGAUAGAAAAGGCCCAUUCUCCUGCUGUACAAAAACGAAAAAAGAAAAGACUGAAGAAGCCUCAGACCAACAAGCACCCAACGGGGCACUCAAUAACGAUUCCCUUGCUUUGCCUCCAAAACGAUGUCCUCACACUCCCGAAAAAAGUCCCCCCCCUGAACGACCUCCUAAAAGCGCCGAACUUCAACUCAAGCUGAACUCUCCCGUGCGCUCUCCCAACUACGCCAAAACCAACGGCAACUCAGGAAACUACUACGAAAUGGAUCCACCAUCGCUGCCACCGCGGUUCGAAAAACAAUCCACCUCUCCUCCUCCGGUCAUCCUCUCUACACUGCCCCCGAAGAAACCCCCGUUACCUCCCGUCCCUCAAAAACCCUGCAUUCGUAGUCCUGUCCCUAUUCUCAAAAACCCCAUCACGUUUACUCUAUCAACCUCAGCCAACAAUUCUCCAGUCCGAACGGCUGGUAUCGGUUCGCCACACUUACACCGCAAUCCAAAUUGUUAUAGGGAAAUUGAACGAGCUUUCAACCGUGACGAACUCUCCGACAAAUCCUCCUCCCCGGUGACGCAUUCCAUGUCGCCAACACCGACCAACCGUCAGAACGGACACUACCGAUCCCACAGCGACUGUCCACCGGUUUGCCUGAAGAAUCCCUCUUCCGAGAACAAGCCGCAACUUUCCCUGCUCUGCUCGCCUCAGAUGUCCCGCAAGACCAACCUGAGCAACCCGGGCAGUCCAAUCUUGUCCAACAAAAACGGUCAUAUCCUGAACGUGGACACUCUGAUGUCCAAGACGGACGUUGCCAUGGCUGGUCUCCUUGUCAAGCUCGAUCAAGUGGCGGCGAUGUGCUCCGCUGCGCAAACGGCCGGCGGCGGCACCAGCAUCGACGAGGAAAAGUUCCAACGGGCCAAGGACGAGCUCACCGACCAGUCUCUGCAUCUGGUAACGUCAUCCAAGCACCUGGUCGUGUCCAUGUCCGAUGCCAAUCUGACCAACCUACCGGAACACCUGACGGCGUGCCUCUCGGCGCUUCGAAGAAUCACCGAGCUGGCGCAGGACCUGACCAGGUACACCUCGGCACCGCUGCAAACCAGGAACAUUGUGCUGAAGAUUCACGACGUGGCGUCCAGCUUCCGGGAGUUGGCCUGUGUGCGAGUUGGCCCGCAGGGUGCCGGCCAGCUGGCACUGCAUGCCGAGUGUUUGGCCAAUGUGCUGGCCACACUGCUACGCAGCUUGAGGGUGUUCUCUCCCUAGGGGUACGCCGACAGCAGCGGCGGGGAGGACGGUUGCUGUUUCGUUUGUAAAUAGGGGUAGGGGUAGGGUUGGUGUGUUAGGUUAGGUCGUAAGUUCUCUACGGUAAUUAUUCUGUUGAAGAAGUUGAAAGUUAGGGCAUCUUAUUGAUUUAGAAGGUAAUGUUAUUUAUUAGACUUUUAGAUGCGUUGAUGAUCUUAGAUCUGUUGAUACGGUUAGAAUGAUUUAAGUUGGUUUGCACGCGUUGAUGGUAUGACGGAACUUGGGUUACGUAAAAUAAUGAGUUGUAAAAAUAGUGUUCGAAUCCUUUAUUUAAGGUUCACGGAGAAGACUUUCAAACUACUCGGAGAAGCCUUUUGAGCCUCUUGGAGAAGUCUUUCAAGCCUCUCAGAGAAGCCCUUCAAGCCUCUUGGAGAAGCCCUUUAAGCAUCUCAGAGAAGUCUUUCAAGCCUUUUGGAGAAGUCUUCCAAGCUUCUCGGUGAAGCCUUUCAAGCUUCUCGGAGAAGCCUUUCUAACCUCUUGGAGAAGUCUUUCAAGCUUCUCGAAGAAGCCUUUCGAGUUUCUCGGAGAAGCCUUUUAAGCUUCACAGAGAAGCCUUUCGAGCUUCCUGGAGAAGCCUUUCAAGCCUCUUGGAGAAGUCUUCCAAGCUUCUCGCAGAAGCCUUUCUAGCUUCUCGGAGAAGCCUUUCAAGCUUCUCGGAGGUGCCUUUCAAGCCUCUUGGAAAAGUCUUCCAAGCUGCUCAGAGAAGCCUUUCGAGUUUCUAGGAGAAGCCUUUUAAGCUUCUCGAAUAAGUCUUUCAAGCCUCUUGGAGAAGUCAUUCAAGCUUCUCGGAGAAGCCUUUCAAACUACUCGGAGAAGCAUUUUGAGCCUCUUGGAGAAGUCUUUCAGUCCUCUCAGAGAAGCCUUUCAAGCCUCUUGGAGAAGCCCUUUAAGCAUCUCAGAGAAGCCUUUCAAGCCUUUUGGAGAAGUCUUCCCAGCUUCUCGGAGAAGCCUUUCAUGCUUCUCGGAGAAGGCUUUCAAGCUUCUCAGAGAAGCCUUUCCUGCUUCUCAGAGAAGCCUUUCAAGCUUCUUGGAGAAGCCUUUCAAACCUAUUGGAGAAGUCUUUCAAGCUUCUCGAAGAAGCCUUUC
This is a messenger RNA of Aedes aegypti (yellow fever mosquito), 8198 nucleotides long. RefSeq lists its product as uncharacterized. The transcript is spliced from 15 exons. The record is from RefSeq and is a predicted model, not a curated record. Gene Ontology annotation, cellular component: cytoskeleton. Gene Ontology annotation, biological process: signal transduction. NCBI's taxonomy places the organism in Eukaryota, Metazoa, Arthropoda, Insecta, Diptera, Culicidae. Bases 2277 to 7073 code for a protein of 1598 amino acids. Gene Ontology annotation, molecular function: protein binding.